AUGCGAGCCUCUUUACUGUCCAUCGUCGUGGCUGCGACUACGCUGGCCCAUUCGGCGCUCGCAGUCAAGGGUGUCAUUAGCGACGACAUAGUUACGGACUCUCAAGGCUGCAACUCGCUCUGCGGGUUGAACAAGGAUUGCUUCGCGGUACUUUACGACUCGGAUUGUCAUGAGUGCUGGCAGCUGGACUGCCAUCCCGAUACCCAACCUGCCGGAGGAUUACACGCCACUGGAAAGUCCACCGAUAAGCCUGCGCCGAAAUGCGAUGGCGUCACGUUCCCUACGAAACCUACGGUUUGCAAGAAGGACAAUGCAUCUAAGACGACGAGCGCGGCGGGUGGCUCAACGAGUACACAAAGCGACAGUGCGGCUAGCCCGACGGCCACGGAUGAGAAGAAGUCUGCUGGACGGCGAAUGAGCAUUUGUUGGGCGAUGGGUGGUGUUGUUGUGAUUGCUGUUUUGGCAUCUGUCUAA
Pochonia chlamydosporia 170 is the source of this 474-nucleotide messenger RNA. RefSeq lists its product as hypothetical. The coding region runs from base 1 to 474 and encodes 157 amino acids. The transcript has a single exon. Lineage: Eukaryota; Fungi; Ascomycota; Sordariomycetes; Hypocreales; Clavicipitaceae. The record is from RefSeq and is a predicted model, not a curated record.